Molecule: messenger RNA, 2013 nt
Organism: Aspergillus alliaceus
Lineage: Eukaryota; Fungi; Ascomycota; Eurotiomycetes; Eurotiales; Aspergillaceae
Product: deubiquitinase OTU2
Exons: 1
Coding region: 505-1482 (325 amino acids)
Biological process (GO): protein deubiquitination
Molecular function (GO): cysteine-type deubiquitinase activity
Source: RefSeq, a predicted model, not a curated record
UGGGUUGUAUUCAAAGGGACAUCCAGGAGUAGAUGGAUGCUCGCAUCAUAUAACCACUGGCUCCCUAACUAUCCGGCGGCCGAGAUAACUGAACUGGAAAGAUACCGAGGCUGUCCGGCGUCCGGAGCAGGAAGAAUAAUGAUGCGCUCUUGACAUUUCUCCAGGUAGCUGUUGGCUCCAAAAAGAUGUCAAUCAUUUAGUAAACCGAGAAGAAUAUUAUAUCGGAAAUAUCUAUUAAAAACCGUGUUUAAUCUCUGAGUAUGUCCAGCAACCAGUGUUGGUCUCGAGCUGGCCUAUCCUGCGCUAUUCCUGUUCGGGAUCCCGGCUAGGGCAACGAAGAAAGGGUUUGCGGGGCUGUACUUCUUCAGAUGGGGUAGUCGCGGAGCAACAGCACCAUUUUCUUAAACUCAUACAGCCUGCAUUUCUUUUGGCGUUUUCUUUUUCGUUCACUUUUCCUUCUUGUCUAGACAAUAUAUAUUAUUUUGCAUUACAUCUCCCGCGAGAAUGGAGGAGUUAUUAGCGAAACACCGCAAGGAACAAAAAGAUCUCCAAGCACGCAUCACACAGAAGAAGAAGUCUGCCACGAAGAAAACCCGCCGAGGAAUUAACGAAGAAUGCGAUAGGAUGCAGAGUGAACUCUCCGACCGACACCAGGCCGAGAUUGCAGAAUUAAAUGGCGAGCCCGCCCAGCCCGUUGAUGGCCUCGAAGAUCUUAAUCUGAAUGGUUCCGAGGAAGACGAGAAACCGAAAGAUCAGACCGAUGAUUCACAGCACCCUCCAUCGAUGAAUAAUUCUCUAGACACAUCUUCUGCUACGUCAGAGUCCUCAGCCCCAUCGCCUCGCCCGAAGAAGCCGAAUCGUCAGAAGGCUCGUCUGGCACGUCGCGCUGCGGAGCAAGCCGCACAGUCUGCCAUUGCCGCAGAGGAGGCUUCCAAACAAACAGAUCACCGUGGAAAUGAGAAAGACGUUAUGGAUGGUGUUUUCAAACGGUUGGGGUUGAAGCAGAUUGAGAUCAACCCAGAUGGACACUGUCUCUACUCUUCUAUUGCCUAUCAACUGGAAAUGUUAGGCCUUGGCUUGAAGCCCGACCCGGAAAGAAUUGUUCUUAAGUCCCCAACCCAGUCUCGCAUCGAUACAGUGGCAUCGCCCCGGCACGAUGGUUAUAGAGCAGUUAGGGCCGUGACCGCGGACUUUAUCAACGAGCACCAGGAUGAUUUUGUGCCCUUCAUGGAGGAGCCUGUGGAACAAUACACGCGCAAGAUCAAGCUUACGGCAGAAUGGGGCGGGCAACUGGAACUGUUAGCAAUCGCUAGGGCGUACGGUGUUGAAAUCAAUGUCAUCCAAGGUGACGGUAGGAUUGAAAAGAUAGAGGGUGACACUCAAGAGUAUGAUGAGGAAGAGAAGCGCAAACGUGUCAUUUGGCUAGCCUACUAUAGGCAUACAUAUGGCCUGGGUGAGCAUUACAACGCGCUUAUGAAAUGAUCUCGGUUAUCAAGGAACGUCGAUAGACGAUCAAAACCUACGUCACUACGAAGCCCAGGCUCCUUUCUGAUAUCUUUCCCGCCACGGGGCUUAUCUCUUAGCGAGUCUUAAGUCUUUCGCCAACUCCACUUGUCUCGCUACUUAAGAAUUUCUUUCGUGGAAAGGCUGUCACCGAGACCUUAUUGCCCCAGCUUCGUCAGGUUCCGAUCAAGUCGACCUUGGGCAUCAUAGAAGAUUCCUCCCUCUGAGUGAUCUAGGAUCAUCUUGUAAGCCUUACAACAAUCACGCUCUCGCAUUGUAGGAUGUCAGCCCGAUUAUAGAAGUGUUCGGGGCUCGACCAAUGCCCGGGAGAGAAAGCGUGGAUUAAUGCGCGACUGUUAUUUGGAUCCAUAAAAGAAAUCUUCUUGUCGGGAAAGUCCUGCCCGGUGCAGGAAGGAUAUGCAUUGUCAGGUGUUUGACUAUAAAACGGACCAGCCGAUGGGAAAAAAAUUCAAUGUAUAGAUCCGAUAUCCGCUUACACAGGGCGUUAUG